AUGUAUAAAAUCUUAUUAGUUGUAAUCAAUUUUGUGAUAUUAUUAAGCAAAUGUGAAGUGAAUUUAAGUGCAAGAACUAGACAUUUAUAUUAUAAAACCUAUGGAAAUCUUAUCAUUGCAAAUCAGCAACAUACAAGUUUAAAACCAGGUGAUACGGUGAUGGAAACCAAAGUGACCAGUCCUUUAUUGAGCAUGAACGAUCCAACUUCUAAUAGUAUGAAUAAAAACAUAAUCGACUGGUUUCUAGGGGCGGUCGGAUUAAAACCCCCUGAAAACACUAAUAAACCGCCUCAGAACAAUCCUAAUUUAAAGUGUUCACAAUGCACUUGUGGUGUAGCUCUUAAACAUAAACGAAUCGUCGGAGGUAUAGAAACCCUAGUAAACGAAUACCCUUGGAUGGUAGCCCUCCAUUAUAAUAACAGAUUCUAUUGCGGAGCCUCCCUAAUCAACAACAAAUAUUUAUUAACAGCCGCACAUUGCGUUAAUGGUAAAGAAAGGCUCUCAGCAAUAUUCCUAGACCACGACAGAUCAAAUUCCUAUGAAACCACGACGUUUUCCAGAAAAGUUAAGAACAUUUUGAAGCAUUCGAGUUACGCCCAAGGCGGCAACUACAAUAACGAUAUCGCUUUGUUGCGAUUGGACGAAGAAGUGUCUUUGGCUGAUAUGACUAGGCCUGUUUGCUUGCCACCUGUAGGUAAAAGUUUUACAGGACUGAAUGGUAAGAAUAAAUAA
Molecule: messenger RNA, 732 nt
Organism: Ceutorhynchus assimilis (cabbage seed weevil)
Lineage: Eukaryota; Metazoa; Arthropoda; Insecta; Coleoptera; Curculionidae
Source: the annotation of a GenBank genome assembly